Messenger RNA from Limulus polyphemus (Atlantic horseshoe crab), 6373 nucleotides. Its product is annotated as NACHT and WD repeat domain-containing protein 2-like. NCBI's taxonomy places the organism in Eukaryota, Metazoa, Arthropoda, Merostomata, Xiphosura, Limulidae. The record is from RefSeq and is a predicted model, not a curated record. The coding region runs from base 410 to 4588 and encodes 1392 amino acids. Gene Ontology annotation, molecular function: protein binding. The transcript has 14 exons.
GUGUCUACUUUGUAUCGUCGUGAUAGAUAACUAUCAUUAAAGCGGGCAGUUUGUCGUUUUUCCGCUUUUGAAUUUCACGGUAUAAAAAUAUAUUUAUUGGUGUCUGAAGAUAGGAAACAAGUAUACCAACCAGUGUACUAUUCCACGUUAGUUCUGUCUUAUUACAACUGGCGAGAGGCGUAGCAGUGUUGUAUAAAAUACGCACGGAGUGAAGUUCCCAGAUUUCAAUGUCAGGAGUAGCAUUACAGACAAGAAAUUCAACUAAGAAUAGCCUGGCUGGUACAUCCUGCACAAUAUGCCACCAUUCCUGGAUCUCCCUUCCCUCAUUAUUCUAAACCAAAGGUGAAGAAAAGCUAAAUCCGAGAACUUUCAUAAUAAGCUUCAAAUUGUUUUCUGUUUGGAAGUCACUAUGGGUAACACUUGUUCUACAGGACAAAAAAAGAAAGGCAAGGAGAAGAUUCCAACAACAGAAGGUUCUCCUCCCGGCAGUAAGCGGCGAAUUUCUGUACAAUCCACAGAAAGUCUACCUUAUGGAAAAAGCUCACCUCCAACAACAAGAGGAAAGGAUUCUGGGUUUAUCACUAGUGAGGCAACUACUGUUCCCUCUUCCUAUGAUAACAAUCAAUUUCAGCUUGAGGAAGUAUCUAAGGUGUCUACCCAAGACUUUCACACUCCACAACCUCAACCAAUUCCAGUUAGCGUUCCAAUAACAGUUGACAAACCUUCUACUUGGGAGGAUGCCAAUGUUUUGUCAGAUUUGCAAAGAUUUCCAGAAGCAGUGCGAUUAUUGUUACAAGGAAGUUUUGAGGAACCUCUGCCACCGUGUCCUGUUAAACAGAUCUCUCUUUACAUCAGUGCUGUUUAUUGGGAUACUCAAGUAGAAAGGUCUUUCUUCAUGGAACAUGUCUAUCCUGAUUUGAGGUUACAAUGUGCUGAAAAUGGAUAUGAGCUCAAUGUUAUAGACUUACACUGGGGUCUUGCUGGUGAUUGUUUAGAUGACCAGAGUUUCAAAGAUGUCUGUCUUGAUACUAUCAAGGAUAUAAAAGGAAGAGGACACUUAAUUGCAGUGGUCUUUUUUAAUAACAUGCUGGAUACUCCUAUGUUACCAAGAGAAAUUUUAGCCACAGUUUUUGAAUCAUUUAAAAGCAACUUAGUAUCUCCUGAGAAGCAAGAACUAUUUGAAAAAUGGUACUUCCUUGAUGAAAAUGCAAAUCCAUCGUGUUACUUCCUUCGGCCAGUGAGUGAACACUUGCCGGGCAUACUUGAAGAAUUACAGGAUGUCAGACUUGAGGCCAUUGAAGUGUGGAGAAAAGAAGCAAAUGAGAUGCUAGAAACCUUAAAUUCAAACUUAGAAGAGAAAGAAAAAUAUUUAUCGACAGUCUUAGAAGAAGAGUUAAAAAUGGUGAUUUUUGAUGAUCCCUCAAUGGCUAAGUGUAGUUUAUGGCUUCAACGAAAGUAUACUCACAAUCCUAAGGCUGAAAAUGUUGAGGAGAGUGCUCAACUGAAUGUUAGCCUUGUGGAAAGCACUGCUUUAAAGUUGAAAGCUCUGCAACUGAAUUUAGAUGAAUAUUUUCCCGAGUCACAGAAGCUGGUAUUUCAUGUUAAGUGGCAUGAUGGCAGCAUUAAUCCCAAAAUCAUACCAGAUCAUGAAGAAUACUUGAAUGAGUUGUGCACAACUGUGAAAAGUGAGCUUUGUAAGAUUAUCAAUGGGAUCUAUGAAGAAGAUAUUAUGGAGGAAGCCCAUCAGCCUUACAAAGGUAUAGAAAAUCCACUUUAUACUGAACUUGUACAGCAAGCAGCAACAUGUAAGGCCCUCCUUUCCUCAUUUGUUGGUCGUCAAGAACUUUUGGCAAAACUCCGAGAAUACGUCAUCUCAGAUUCAACCCACCCUUUUAUUAUCUAUGGUCCUGCUGGCUGUGGUAAAACUGCACUAAUGGCCCAGGCUUCACAGCUGUGCUCUGAUUGGGUACCUACUGCUCCUGUUAUUGUCCGCUUUAUUGGUAUGACCUCAGAAUCUAAGACAUUAGAACAAGUUUUACGAAGCAUUUGCGAACAGGGCUGUGCUCUCUUUGGAGAGCAUCCAUCUUUAGCAUCUAAGAGUGGCUGGGAACCAAACCAGGUUCUAGAAGUAAUUAUGGACAGAGUGACAUCCUACCGUCCUUUAAUCAUCUUUAUAGAUGGCAUAGAUCAGAUUGCUUCAUUUAGCAGUAGAGAUCUUAAGUGGCUUCCAGCUGAAACACCUAAAUAUGUAAAACUGAUACUUAGUGUUCGGGAUGAAACUGAUGAGUAUCAGGAGAUUAAGAAUAACGUGUUGAAUGAAAAAAAAGGAAGUUUUCUUUUCGUUCCUGGUUUAGCUCAAGAGGAAUGCCUCUCUCUUGUGGAUGAAGUGCUGCAGAGAAAGGAUCGAAAAAUAACAGACCCACAGCAUCAGCUUGUUCUUCAAUGUUUUGACAAGUGUAGCUCUCCUCUCUAUGCUGAGCUGUUAGCUCAUCAGUGUUCAGAAUGGGAAAGUGAUCAAGGUGCAGAUGAUAUAGUUAUUAAAUAUACAAGUGAAGGGGUGUUUAUGGACACUGUAACUGAAGUAGAAAAAUGUUUAAGUGCUGCUACCUUAGGUUUUAUACUUGGACUUUUAGUUACUGCAAAACAUGGAUUGUCUGAUGCUGAAAUAUUAGAUAUUCUGUCCUGUGAGAAAUCAUUCUUAGAUCACCCAUUGCUUACUUCUAGUGCUUCUUCUCCUAGGUAUUUUCCUUACUUGCUUUGGUAUCAGAUUAAGAGAAAACUGUUUGUGUUUUUCAAAACAUCUAUAGUUAGUGGUAAACAUUUAAUUUCUUGGAAAAAUGAUAUGCUUAGAAGUUUGUGUAAAACAUACUGUCAUCAUGUAGGUGUGGCUACAGACUCAAUUAUUUUGGCUCUAAUUAACUACUUUCAAGGAAAGCAUGGAAAAAGUAAGAUGAAGGUUGAUUCCAGUAAGGAAGAAACAGAAGAAAAGCUGAAGCAGUUAGUGCUAGACCAGCCAAUAUUCUAUAAUUCUCAUCCAAACCGCCGAAAACUUGAUGAGUUACCUUUCCAGUGUUUGCAACAUUUUGAUGACAGCUGGGUUAGGGAAUACUUCCUUUUCAAUACAGAUUGGUUGUUAAGUAAGUUUCAAGGAUCUGAUCCUUAUCAAAUGCUAGAAGACAUUGCCAUUUAUCAGUCUUGUGUUCCUUCUGAUGCAGAUGUAUUCCUCCUACAGAAAGUCAUCCAACUGUCCAGCUAUGCCCUUCGAUAUGAUGGCUCUCAGUUUUUAUCUCAAGUGUAUGGUCGACUUUCUCGAAUUAUAGCUGAAACAACUGACAGAGGACAGUUUCCUUCGAUUAAAGCUAUCUUUCAUACAGCUUCUUUGCCUCCAAUUCCUAGCCUCCUUCCUCUCAUACCUUGUCUAAAAGAACCACAUUUAGAGCAUCAAAAUUUUCAAGAGACUAGUGAUAGAAAAACUGGAAGAUCUUUUUGUGGUAUUUAUUGGUUGAAAAAUGACUUAACUCAUGUAAUCUCACUUUCCAUUGAAAGUGGAGAGAUAAUACUCUGGAAUAUUUAUGAACAAACCCCUGUAAGAAUUAUUAAAGGUGUGACACAGCCUAGAAAUAUUCAAAUGAUUGAUUCUCAUCGUGCUUUGGUGUUGUGUAAUCGGGAGCUUAAAGUUUAUGACCUAAAUGAAGGAAAACUUCUCAUGAAGUUGAAAGGUGUGAUGAACCAGAAAAUGGCUUACUUUGGCCUUCAUAGCGAAAACUAUGUUGUAGCAUUAUCCAGAAACCGAAUGUAUUUGAAUAUGAUGAAUCUAGAAACAGGUGAUUUGGAGACAACUUUUAAAGUUGGUGAGGACAGAUUUCUGAAUAGCUUACUUGUAAGUGCCAAUGGAAGGAUCUGUGUGUGUGGUGAUGAAACACAAAAGCCUUUUCCACUGCUGGUCUGGGAUUUAGCAAACAGAAAGCUAAUGUAUGAUCUGCGAAUACCACACCAUGAAUUUGUGACUCGUUUGUCGGCAAUUAGUGCUGAUGGACAUUAUGUAGCCAGUGUGUGUAGGGAGAUAAAUGAUAGUACCCCUAAUUUCAUUAUUGUGUAUGAUCUUCAAAGUGGUACUUUGUUUAAGAAAUGGAAGCCUGAGACUAGCAGCUGCAGCAUUGCCAUCUCUUCACAAGGAGGUUGUGUGGUAAAUGGAUUAGAAAACACGUGGAUCUUAGUGUGGGACUUGGCCACUGGUGGCCGCAGGUUUAUUCUUAGAGGUCAUAGUGCUCCAGUUGAUAACAUAAAGAUGGAUGAAACAGGAUCUCGAUGUCUUUCUUACGAUUUAAGUGGGAGAGAUCGAAGUGUCCGGGUGUGGGAUGUAACCAAAGGUAUCUGCUUAGCAGUGUUUACACCAGAUCAUGCCAUGUUAUGUUGCGAGUUUUCUUCUGAUGGUGGGGCAGUAGUGAUGGCGCUUGAAGGCAAGGACAGACUGGUUACUCUUCUUCUGUGUCACCUUACCACAGUUGAUGAUGAAAAGAUGAAGAUUAGAGAGUUUGGAGACCCAGAUAACAAAGGCAAAGUAUUUGAUGUCAGUGAAGAAGAAUAGGUAAAGAAUUCUGGAGUUGAUAAAGCUAUUAAGAGUCAAACUUCAUACAAGCUUGUGGCCACUAACACAUAAGCAGCAACCUACAUCUGUUUUGCUAGUGUUAGAAAUUCCUGUCACUGAAACGUGGAGAUGUGCAUUUGUACAGAGCAGCAUGUAUCACACCUUUACUUCUUUCCUUUAAAAUAUUUUUCAUAAAUGGUAAUUAUAUUGCUUCUUGAAUGUCAGUAUGUUUCAUACCAACAUUUGUAAUUUAGCAAUUAUUAUUUUAAUUCAUUAAAACUGUGAAUUCCCAGAAUUUAGUGUACUUAAAACUUUUCCAUUUGUUCAUCUAAUUUAGAGAAUAGAGAACUAGUGAAUUUUUUUUUACUGUCAAUUAGAGUUCGGGAUUGCUAUAUCCAUUAUUAUAAAUACAUUUUUCUAAACUAUUUAGGCAUCAAGUUCGUAAUCCUCAAUAACACCUAAAUUGCAUCACGCAAAAUAAAAUAAUAAAACAAAUACUGUCAGUAUUUUUAAUUGUCCCACCAACUGCUGUUAGGGUUUCCUCUGUAUUCUAAAUAUCAAAUGAGUGGUGAAGAUGUUUAUGCAAGUAUUUUGAUAUAAAGUUUUAUCAUUAGUUUGGAAAUUUCACCAUGAUAAAUUUACUACUGUAUUUUCAGAAUUUUUGCUUUGAGGUGCUAUGAAAUUUAUUCAAGUGUUUUUGUUUGUAGGCAUGUCAUGUAUUUGGAAGAAAAGUUUAAGGUAUUGUUUACUUGUUUUUAAAAAUUCAAAUUCAAUAUCCAUUAUUCAUAAACCCAGUUCAUGUACAAUUAACUGCUUAUCGUUGCUUGUUGUGUUAAUGGGAGACUUAGGACUAAUUAAUAUUUUCAACCUUAUAUUUUACAGUUGUACAUAGAACUGUUAAAAUAUGUGUAAGUUAAAUAUAAGUCAGUGGUUACUUGAUAAACCUGUUUAAAAAUGUUUAAUCUUAAAAAAAAUUACCAGCAGCAACAGUUCACUGCUGAUAUGUCAAAAUGAUGCAAAUUCAAAAGUCCAGGUUUACAAAUUAAGAGACACAUGAUAUUUAAAGUACAAAAAUUAGGACAAAUGAACCAUUUGUAAUCGAAACAACGUGGUAUAACAUUUUCAUGUAAAAUCCAAAUCAUGAAAGAAUGAAUAACAUGUUAACUGCUGUGAUGCUUGGCAUCAACUAUGGCAGGUGCUAAUAAGUUUUAAUGCAAUAUCAUUGUAUUUUCAAGUUAAACAAUAGUAAUAAUAACAAUAAACAAUGUGUGAUAUUUUCCUUUUUUUUCUAUAUUUUAUUUAAGAUGGAAAUGUGCAUCUUCAGCAUUACACAAAAAUUAUAGAAGUCAAGUGCUGCAGAUGCACAUGUGUGUCUAGAAAUUUAUCUAGAUGGAGGAAAAAUCAUUUUAUUUGAAGAAAAGACAAAGUCAAUCGAAACAGGUAUUUAUCAUUAUAUAUGUAUCACAUGAUGAAUACAUUAAAAUUUUUAUGGUACACUUUGAAGCACAGGUCCAGACAAAAAAAAAGGUGAUCCUGGACAUGCUUCACUGUUAUCAAUUGAAUCUUGCAUUUUACCUUUUCACUGCAUAAUCUGCACUUUAUCAUUGUUUUGCUGCUUGGACCAAUUUUGCAUUUUGUUGGUAAAUGCUCAAUAUCUGUAGCUUUAAGUGAUUUACUUACAACUGGAGGUGGUGAAAGCUCCUUUGUUACCACUAGACAAAAAUCAUACAUUGUCAUUUUGUUCCCAGAAUAUUGAUUAUACAAAUAAAAAGAAUUUAGCAGUCA